Messenger RNA from Paraphaeosphaeria sporulosa, 3943 nucleotides. Its product is annotated as WD40 repeat-like protein. Lineage: Eukaryota; Fungi; Ascomycota; Dothideomycetes; Pleosporales; Didymosphaeriaceae. Gene Ontology annotation, cellular component: cytoplasm; Cul4-RING E3 ubiquitin ligase complex. Gene Ontology annotation, molecular function: protein binding. Gene Ontology annotation, biological process: negative regulation of fatty acid biosynthetic process. The record is from RefSeq and is a predicted model, not a curated record. The transcript is spliced from 4 exons. Bases 471 to 3755 code for a protein of 1094 amino acids.
GCGUGGUUUUCGGAUCUCGUAAGCUCUGUGCUUCGUAGACCUAGCAGGGCUCAAUGCAGAACUUGCAGGAACAAGUGCUGGCCAAAGUGCUGAAUAAUCUUGAAGUGCGACCAGCGUGCCACAUAGCGGGGAAUUAGCGGAGCUCUGGAACUGGAGCAGUGGAUCAACGUCACCGCAGCUUCAACACCACCACCACGUCCAACGUCCCGCGACACGCACAAGCCCCGUGAGAGCGCCAUGCGUGCAUCCCUCUUUCGCCGCUGCACUUACCUCGACCGCGUCCCGCCUGACUGAUCCUCUCACCCCGUUGUACGACCCGCUACCGUGGACUUUCUUUCCGCCUUUAUUUGGGCUUCCUGCGAAGCUUCCGUUGCGCGAGACACGUCUGCAUCUGCGGCGCUCGUCGCGAAUAACACACGCCACACACCUCCGCACUUAGACCUACGAGCACGCAGGAGGUCUCUAUCGCCAUGAAAUAUAGCGUAUACGACCGCCUGUUGGAGCGGGAACUCGCCACCGGUCGCAACAAGAGGUAUUCCAGCGUACUCGGCUUGUACGGCGACAGACAAUGGGCGCAGGACAUGGACAUCGUGAACGAGCUGGAAGGCCACAAUGGAUGCGUCAACGCUCUCUGUUGGUCGACAUCCGGCCGUCUGCUGGCUUCAGGCUCCGACGACCACCGCAUCAACAUUCACUCUUACCAACCCGAGUCCUCUACAUCCCAAUUCAGUCUCACUACCUCCAUCCUGACGGGCCACCAGAGCAACAUCUUCUCUGUGAAAUUCAUGCCCUACUCCAACGACCGCACCAUCGUCUCUGCCACCGAUGACGUACGCAUCUUCGAUAUCGAACACUCGGGACACUCGGCGUUUGGCUCUGCAGCUUCGGACCGUUUGCAAGGAGCGAGGGGACGCGUCGGUAUCCACGGCGCGCCGGAUGGGCUGACCUUGACUGAGGGAGAUACCAAUGCGAAGGCAUUCAGAAGCCACAAGGACACAGUCAAGCGAAUUGUGACCGAAGACACACCUUUUUACUUUCUCACUUGCUCCGAAGACGGCGAUGUAAGGCAGUGGGAUGUGAGACAGCCUUCGAGGGUCUACCCGCCACAGCGGGACAGCAUGAUGCCGAGCUGGGCUGCAGGCAGCGAUGCAUCAGACAGUGUCCCUCCGCCCCUGAUAUCGUACAGCCGGUAUCAUUUGGAUCUGAAUACCGUCUCGUGCUCGCCAUCACAACCGCACUACAUCGCCCUUGGUGGCGCGCAUUUACACUGCUUUCUCCACGACCGCCGGAUGCUCGGAAGGGAUCUGCUCCGCGAACAGGGCGCAAAACUCGCGAGUGGCGGAGCGCAGCACGAUGAUGAAAUGCUAGGCAAAGCCACCCAAUGCGUCAAGAAGUUUGCUCCGAAUGGGCAGCAGAAGAUGAAGCGCCGUGACAAUGGACAUAUUACCUCAUGCAAGAUCAGCGAUGCAAACCCAAACGAGCUAGUAGUCAGCUGGUCUGGAGACUACAUCUACAGUUUUGACAUGAUGAGAAGCCCAGACGCCUCAGAAGAGAUGAGAGAACCGGGCCCAUCAACUGCGCCUUCCAAACAUCGGGUCAAGGACAAGAGUCGAAAACGAAAACGACCAAAAUCCAGCAUCUUGUCGCAAGAGGGCGCGAACCGGGCUGGAUCACGCCAACGUACAGAGAGCUCGGAAGAGGGUUUGGCGCUGCGUGUCAAUUAUGCCAAUGGGCAGAGUGAAGAAAUCCGCGUAGAAGCUCCAGAUAGCCCCUUGACGCCUAGUGAGGUGGCAGCAAUCCAGGAUACUGAUCACUAUCGCAUCGCGAAAACCACCGUCGGGAUACUUUCCAAGAUGUUCAAUCUUUCGGAAGUUCAUGGCGCUGACGCCGGAAGUCCUGCCGCCCACAAGGCGGUAUUCACAUCUGUGCUUGGGUUUGCGGCUUCUGUGUUACCUGAUAUGGAUGAAACGAUCAGAACUUGGGGUUAUCCGAUUGAUCCUUCACCAGUUGACGUUGCUGUGCAGAACAAACUUCGUGAACAACGAAGCUCUUUCCGGCGUUUCGUACAGGCUGCCGGGACACUUGCACGUAUACUUGGAGGACAGCUGCGAACGGGCGGAGACGCCAAUGCUGUUAUCGCUCAACACUUUGCUUUCAUCCAGCACGCACCCGGCGAAAGACAGAUACCUCAGCACGAACAGUUUGCAUACGACUUUCUCAAAGCCAUCCUCCUAUGGCUCGAUAGCGGAGUACAGUCUGUCCUAGAUGGCUUUGCAAGCCCGAGCUCGAAUUCCCGCAUGCCGCUUCCACCAGAUCCUGAUUCCGAUGCAAUUGACGAGAUUCUCAUACCGUACCUUCUUCAAUUGGCGAGUGACGAUCCGAUCGUCAAUGUGGAUGUGUCGAGGUUCGAGACGGACGACACACGUGUUUUGUUCUCGUCUGAGAAGGCCGCCGUCAUUGCGUUCAGCAGGGCUGUAAAGAUUCCAUUCAUGGAUCUGACCGGAGCAGUCGUACCUACGUCUGGCGAUGUGUCAGUGGAAAACGAUCUGCAAGGGCAAGAUCGCGCAGCUGCAGUGAGAAACUGGGCAUUCAAAAUUGGCAGGGGCCUAUUGCUGAAUGCUGCAAGAGGAACACGGUUUUCUACCGUAGAUCGGGCGUUUGGCGGAAGCGGAUUAGCAGACCCGAGUGUUCAGGCCGAGGAGAGUGAGCACCGUGAACGCCAAGAAGAUAUCGAUCCGCUUGAGGAAGACGACGUUGUCUUAGAUGCUGAGAUUGUGAGUCGUGCAUGGGCUGACCAAACGACAACAGGCUCGGCGUCCGUUCGGCCUUCAAGUGCUGAAGGGGUCGGCGGUAGCGAGACAAGUGGUCAAAACCUUGAGGAGAUGGUGGAGGAGGACGAUGACGAAGGUGAAGUAGAUGAUGAGGAUUCUGAUGGUGAUGUCGAAUCAGAGAAUGAAGAAGAGGAUGAAGAGGAUGUUGAUGAAAACGGUCUUGCACGGACACGAAGUGGUCGCGUCCUUUGGCGUUCCGACUUUGACCGCAGCUACCUUCGGGAACGCGUCGAAUCUCACGUACCUUGCGCACCACAUACCCGCGUCUACACUGGACACUGCAACGUUCGGACAGUGAAGGAUGUGAAUUUCUUUGGUCAGAACGACGAGUAUGUGGUCAGUGGCAGCGACUGCGGACACGUAUUCAUCUGGGACCGGAAAACAGCCCAGCUUGUCAAUAUACUGGAAGGCGACGGCGAGGUUGUCAAUGUGGUUCAAGGAAACCCUUACGAACCAACAAUGGCGGUUUCCGGCAUCGAUCACACGAUUAAGAUAUUUUCGCCAGAUGCUAACGCGCAACGGAAUGCUCGCAAGGGCGUCGGCGUUCACUCCGCUGAUCGUGGACUCUCCAGUCUAGGAUUCGGACGGAGACGACGGCCGCGACGUCCUUCUGCUACCUCGCCUCCUGCAGUGCCUCGCGAUCCCUCGCUCAGUGAUGAUGAUGAUGACGACGACGACGAUGAAGUUGCCGAGAAUGGGCUUAAGAGUCGCAAGGCCAUGCAUGAGCAGUACCAGAUCACGUCUCAGAACGACAUGGAUAGGAAAGGUGGUCGGGAAGACGCAUUCAUAACCAGGGCGUUGCUUGCUCAAUUGGCGCAACGACUGCAUGGCCAUCAGCAGAUCGUUCUUGGUGGCGGUGAUGACGAUGAGGAUGGCGAACCGACCAUUGUAUUCAAUAACGAUGAAGGCUGCAACGUUCAGUGAGGCAUAUGUUGACUUGCCCCGGGGUGAUUGGGCUUGCUGGAGAGCAAAAAUAAGGGUUCUGCGCUUGCGAUCUUCAGAGGGGGAUUCAAGAUUCUUUGCAAUGUAUUGCUACACUGCCACUGCUGUCGUACUAUUCGGGGCAAUUGAGACAAACACACGCAAUCGAAGCUACAGUCACAUCACUGUUU